Molecule: messenger RNA, 1791 nt
Organism: Ipomoea triloba (trilobed morning glory)
Lineage: Eukaryota; Viridiplantae; Streptophyta; Magnoliopsida; Solanales; Convolvulaceae
Product: glycerol kinase
Exons: 4
Coding region: 70-1638 (522 amino acids)
Biological process (GO): triglyceride metabolic process; glycerol metabolic process; glycerol-3-phosphate biosynthetic process
Cellular component (GO): mitochondrion
Molecular function (GO): glycerol kinase activity
Source: RefSeq, a predicted model, not a curated record
ACACGACACUCCCUCGUUGCAACCUUAGACUCAUCGUAUCCACACCAGAGAAGAGAAGGAGAGAAAGAAAUGUCUAAGGAACAAGCGUUCGUCGGCUCCAUUGAUCAAGGCACAACCAGCACCCGCUUCAUCAUCUACGACCGAUCCGCCCGACCUGUUGUAUCGCACCAGAUCGAGUUCACCCAGUUCUACCCUCACCCCGGAUGGGUGGAGCAUGAUCCGGUGGAGAUUCUGGAGAGUGUGAAGGUCUGUGUGAGGAAGGCAGUCGACAAGGCCACCGCCGAUGGCCUCAACGUCGACGGCUUACUCAAAGCCAUUGGUAUCACUAACCAGAGAGAGACCACUGUGGUUUGGAGCAAAUCCUCUGGGCUGCCUCUCUACAACGCUAUUGUUUGGAUGGAUGCUCGCACUACCUCCAUCUGCAGGAAAUUGGAGAAAGAAUUACCAGGCGGGAGAACUCAUUUUGUUGAGACAUGUGGUUUGCCGAUAAGCACUUACUUUAGUGCAAUGAAGCUGUUGUGGUUGUUGGAGAAUGUGGAGGCUGUUAAGGAAGCAGUAAAGAGCGGGGAUGCGCUGUUUGGAACUGUUGACAGCUGGUUGAUAUGGAACAUGACGGGAGGGGUGGGGAAAGGUUUACAUGUCACUGAUGUGUCUAAUGCGUCGAGGACUAUGUUGAUGAAUCUUAAAACUCUGGAUUGGGAUAAGCCAACGCUGGAGUUAUUGGGAAUUCCUGCAGAGAUUUUACCAAAAAUUGUUAGUAACUCUGAGAUUAUAGGAAACAUUGCUAAGGGAUGGCCGAUUACUGAUAUCCCAAUAGCGGGAUGUCUUGGAGAUCAGCAUGCAGCAAUGGUCGGGCAAGCUUGCCGAAAAGGUGAAGCAAAAAGCACUUAUGGAACUGGGGCGUUCAUACUUCUUAACACAGGUGAGAAGACAAUUAAGUCGACUCACGGGCUUUUGAGCACUUUAGCUUAUAAGCUGGGGCCAAAAGCUCCAGCCAAUUACGCUUUGGAGGGCUCGAUCGCCAUUGCUGGUGCUGCUGUUCAGUGGCUCAGGGAUAGUCUCAACUUAAUCAGCAGCGCAAGUGAGAUUGAGCAGCUGGCGUUGAAGGUGGAAUCAACCGGGGGAGUUUAUUUUGUGCCAGCUUUUAAUGGGUUGUUUGCUCCGUGGUGGCGUGAUGAUGCUCGGGGAGUUUGUAUUGGAAUCACGAGGUUUACAAACAAGUCUCACAUUGCUCGAGCUGUUCUUGAGAGCAUGUGUUUUCAAGUUAGAGAUGUGCUGGAUUCAAUGCACAAGGAUGCUGGGGAUAAAGGGGAGGUUAAAAAUGAUCGAGGGGAAUUCGUUCUUAGAGUUGAUGGUGGUGCUACUGUUAACAAUCUUCUAAUGCAGAUUCAGGCGGAUUUGUUGGGUAGUCCAGUGGUGAGGCCAGCGGACAUAGAGACAACAGCCCUCGGGGCAGCAUAUGCUGCUGGAUUAGCUGUUGGGAUCUGGACAGAAGACGAAAUAUUUUCCUGCGGUGAGAAAAUGAAGAAGGACACCAUUUUCAAACCAGCGAUCGAGGAAGAAGUGAGGAAGAAGAAGGUGGAUUCUUGGUGCAAAGCUGUUUCAAGAACUUUCGACUUGGCUGAUCUAUCUUUGUAACUGAAUUCUCUUCUUUUUCUUUCAGUACUCGAACAUCCUUGUUUAUAUCAGUUACAAUGUUUUCCCAUUACCUCAAGACAACUGUUGGUUUUUGACUAUAUAUAUAUAUAUAUAUAUAUAGUAGCAAUAACAGAACUAGUUUUUAACUUUCAA